AUGGACAAAUCAAGGAAAUUUGCCAGUCUAAUGAAACAAGGCAAAGUGACAAAGGCAGUAAGGGUCCUAACAUCAAAUGAAACAACAGGGACAUUACCCUUAAAUGAAAACACCCGUCGCUUGCUCAAUGAAAAGCACCCGCCUGCAAAGGAAGUGGCGGCGGGAACGAUGUUUCGUGGAGAGUAUAAUCCCCCACCUCCGGAGACCUUUGAGCGAAUUACCGGCGAAAAGAUAAGAACACAUGCAUUGCACACACAUGGUGCAGCUGGACCUUCUGGACUCGAUGCAAAGGCAUGGAAAACCAUCCUAAGCAACAGCAAGUUUGGGUCAGCUGCAAAUGACCUUUGCAAAGCCAUUGUAUCUCUUGCUAGAAAACUUGCAACAGAAACCUGCAACAACCUGGAUGCCCUCACAGCUUGUCGUUUAAUUGCCCUCGACAAGAAGCCCGGAUGCCGCCCCAUUGGCAUUGGAGAAGUCUUGCGACGAAUCAUCGGCAAGGCAAUCAUGAAUGUUGUCGGAGACGACGUUAAACAAGCCGUGGGAAAUCUACAGGUGUGUGCAGGUCAACAGGCAGAGUGUGAGGCAGCAAUCCACGCCAUGAGAAACAUCUAUGAAGAGCCGGAUUGUCAGGCCGUACUCAUGGUGGAUGCUACAAAUGCCUUCAACAACAUCAACCGGAAGGCAACAAUCCACAAUAUAGAGGUCAAAUGCCCAAGCCUCGCACAAUACAUUAAGAACACCUACAACAACCCAGCAGAGCUCCACAUAGUCGACAAUAGAACAAAUACCUAUGAAAUGAUAGCUUCAGCCGAGGGCACAACACAAGGUGACCCAGUUGCCAUGGCGAUGUACACCAUCGGUCUCCUCAGGCUACAAACAAUAAUUGACCACACAACAACAAAUAUAAAGCAAGUUGCCUAUGCCGACGACCUGACCGGAGCAGGGAAAAUUGAGAACAUAAGGAAGUGGUGGAAUCUCAUUGAGACACAUGGCUCUCCACAAGGAUAUUUUCCGAACGCCGCCAAAUCGGUUUUAAUUGUAAAACCGGAAUAUCUCGGACAAGCCAGAGAAGUCUUCCGAGAAACAAACGUGAUUAUAAAGGCCGGCGGUGAAAAACACCUUGGGGCAGUUCUUGGCACAACAGCAGCCAGGGAAGAAUACAUAACAAGGAAAGUGAAUGAAUGGAUAAGGGAAGUGAUAGAGCUGGCAGAAAUCGCAAAGAAGAAACCGCACUCGGCAUAUACCGCCUUCACCUUCGGUAUCAAACACAAGUGGAACUUCUUAAUGCGAACUAUACCUAACAUCGAGCCUUUACUUUCACCACUUGAGGAAGCAAUUGUAAAGCACUUGAUCCCAGCACUAUCAGGUGGAAGAAAUCCCACUGCCAACGAGAGAGCCAUACUCGAACUUCCGCCAAGGCUUGGGGGACUCGGCAUAACAAACCCGUGUAAAAUAGCGGACAUGGAGUUCCAAAACUCUGUCAAGCUCUCAGCCAGCCUGACUCAAGCCAUAAUAACGCAAGAAACAUAUACACAGCCUGAUACAACACAACAAAAAACAAUCAAAAUGGAAAUUACAAAAAAUAGAGAAACAAAGCAGAGGGCACAACUUCAAGAACUAACCUCUAUAAUUACUGAGGAUAUGAAAAGAAGAAUGAGUAUGGCACGCGAAACCGGCGCCUCUAACUGGUUGACCAGUCUCCCCAUCAAAGUCAAAGGGUUUAGUUUAAACAAACAGGAGUUUGUGGACGCACUUGCCCUGAGAUAUGGUUGGCCAAUAGAGGACCUUCACCAGCACUGCACAUGCGGUUCGGCUUUCGACCCCAACCAUGCCAUGACGUGCAAGACGGGAGGCUUCGUUUGCAUGCGCCACGAGGUGAGGGACGUGACUGCACAAAUGCUUGGCGAGGUGUGCCGCGACGUGAGGAUCGAACCUCCCCUCAUCCCCACAGAAGGGCGCAACUUCUCACUCCAAUCCGCCAACACUGCAGACGACGCCAGAUUAGACAUCAGUGCCAACAGUUUCUGGAUACGAGGGCAACGGGCCUUCUUCGACAUACGAAUCUUCAACCCUAUGGCCACGAGCAACCGAUCCCAGGAACUCCUCUCUGCUCACACUAAGCAUGAGAACAACAAAAUGAGGGAGUAUGGCGAACGCGUCCGAGAAGUCGAGCAAGAGAAAAGGCAGCAACAGAAGAGCGCCGUCGUUGCAUGGAUGAGGUGUCGAUUGGCCUUCUCACUACUACGGUCUUCACUGCUCUGUCUACGAGGAACAAGGAACAAACCGGCAAUGUACACUAGUCUCAAGGAUUUAGAUAUAGAGGAAACUGUUGUAAAUAGUAGAAUAGAGAGAAAUAUGUAAUUGUAAACAAAAGUAAUAAAGGUUA
This is a messenger RNA of Penaeus chinensis, 2386 nucleotides long. RefSeq lists its product as uncharacterized. The record is from RefSeq and is a predicted model, not a curated record. The transcript is spliced from 2 exons. Lineage: Eukaryota; Metazoa; Arthropoda; Malacostraca; Decapoda; Penaeidae. Bases 1 to 2361 code for a protein of 786 amino acids.